Molecule: messenger RNA, 1338 nt
Organism: Rodentolepis nana
Lineage: Eukaryota; Metazoa; Platyhelminthes; Cestoda; Cyclophyllidea; Hymenolepididae
Source: the annotation of a GenBank genome assembly
AUGGCCAUUGGCAAUGCUCUAAAACGAAGUCAACAGUCAUCAAAUAGGGUUGAAAAUUAUGCAGACGAAGAAGAGGAACCACUAACAGAGACGGAAAUUAAAUCGUCAGAUUUCGAAAUUGGCGAUAAAUAUGAGCUGGGUGAACUCUUCCAGAAAGUUGCUGGUAAAGUUUGGACUCUUCUCUUUUAUGUGACAAUCUGCAUAUACAUUUAUGGGGAUUUGGGCAUCUACGCUGCUGCUGUCUCGAAAUCUCUUCGUGAUGUUACUUGUAAUACAUCGGACAGUUCUUUGAAUGAGACUGGUCCUUGCUGGUCACCUAAAGGGUUGUCUAGAGCCACAGUAUAUCGGCUUUAUCUUGGUGGAUUCACUUGUGCUCUUGGGCCGUUCUUUUUCUUCAAUGUUUCAAAGACGCGCUGGCUUCAAAUGAGCACAAUGAUAGCCCGAUGGGUAGCAAUUAUUCUUAUGUCCUCUAUUGCUAUCGCUCGAAUAAUCGAGUUUCCGAACGUACCUCGAUUAUUUCUGAAUGACACGCCGAGCCUUUUUGAGCCUCCUCCUGUACGCCCAAACCCUCCAAUUGCCAAUUUUAAGAAUCUUCCUACCGCAUUUGGGGUGUUUGUGUAUGCUUUUAUGUGUCAUCAUUCUCUUCCCGGAGUCAUUACUCCAAUUGACAACAAACGACUCCUCUAUACUACCAUAAUGCUCCCGGUCUAUGUCCUCAUCUACCUCUGUUAUAUCAUCCUCUCAGGAACAGGUGUCGCUGCGUUUAAUUACAUCCAUGACCUCUAUACCCUGAAUUUCGUUCCCUCGGAUGACGUAAACCUUCGACCUGGAUUGGUACUCCUCAUAGCUGAGUAUUUCCUGGCUUUGUACCCUGUGUUUGCUCUCUCUUCUAAUUUUCCAGUUAUGGGAACAACCCUGUCAAAUAACUUGGUCGCUGUUUUUAGAAGUCUUUGUCCAUCAAAUGAGCGAAUUGGGUUGACGAUUAGGUGGGGAGUUCCAUUUCUAGCCCUCCUUCCACCAAUUUUGAUUGCAAUGGUGGUGAACGAUAUUAGUCAGUUGGUGAGUAUGACUGGAUCUUUCGGUGGGAUCUUCUUGAUGUACGUCUUUCCGGUAGUUUUAGUCUUCUACUCUCGAAGGAAGAUAGAAACAAGCCUAAAAUUACCCACUACUCCUGAGGAGAGUGAAUCAGAGGCGCUUGCUGGGCCAUCGAGAUCACAAGUAGUUAAUCCCUAUCAGUCUCCGUUUUCGCACAUUCUUUGGUUGUUGAUAAUUGUCGUCUGGGCGGUUUCCUGCCUCGUCUUGGUGAUUUUGAACAAAUUUGGAGUGGUUUGGCUGUGA